Zasmidium cellare ATCC 36951 is the source of this 444-nucleotide messenger RNA. RefSeq lists its product as uncharacterized. The record is from RefSeq and is a predicted model, not a curated record. The coding region runs from base 1 to 444 and encodes 147 amino acids. The transcript is spliced from 2 exons. NCBI's taxonomy places the organism in Eukaryota, Fungi, Ascomycota, Dothideomycetes, Mycosphaerellales, Mycosphaerellaceae.
AUGCUCAGAAGUGUCGGAGAAAUGAUUGCCAUGGAUGCGUCUGUACUGCCAAAGCAUCGUAAGCACUAUUCGCCGAAGAAAUUGCUCACAAAGGCUAUGGCAGAACGACAGCCGACGUCCGGCCUUUCCGGUUCCAGUUGGCCUAUGUCUAACUUCUAUCCACUUGGCCACUUGGGCCACUCCCAUUCGAUCGUGAACGGGACUCGAAGAGUCGUAUUAAAGGUAUUGUCCAGACUGCUCUCAAAGGCACUUGACCUCGAGCAAACCAACUUCGACAACUAUCCACAUCGAUCACCGAUCAUGCAGUGUGAGCUUGACCCAGCGAACGGUACCGAAAUCGCGACUAACGGCAGCGAAUCCAUGUGCAGUCACCACAAUCGUCCUUUCCAUCAUCAGCCUCGCUGCAGCGGCUCAGGCAGCGUGCUAUUCUGCCCCAUCGCGUGA